AUGUCGUCGUUGAGCAGAGAAUUGGUUUUCCUUAUACUACAGUUCCUGGAGGAGGAGAAAUUCAAGGAGUCUGUUCACAAACUUGAGCAAGAAUCAGGGUUUUUCUUUAACAUGAAGUACUUUGAGGAAAAAGUCCAUGCUGGUGAAUGGGAGGAAGUUGAGAAGUACCUGUCUGGUUUUACAAAAGUUGACGACAACAGAUACUCCAUGAAGAUAUUUUUUGAGAUAAGAAAGCAGAAGUAUCUAGAAGCUCUUGACCGGCAAGACAAGGCAAAGGCAGUUGAGAUACUGGUGAAUGACUUGAAAGUUUUCUCGACAUUUAAUGAGGAUCUAUACAAAGAAAUUACUCAGCUGUUAACACUUGGCAAUUUCAGGGAAAAUGAGCAGCUUUCCAAAUAUGGUGACACUAAAACAGCUCGCAGCAUAAUGUUGAUAGAGCUCAAAAAGUUAAUUGAAGCAAAUCCGCUUUUCCGUGAAAAACUUGUUUUCCCUACUUUGAAGUCAUCUAGGUUGAGGACCCUUAUUAAUCAAAGUCUGAAUUGGCAGCACCAGCUCUGUAAGAAUCCAAGGCCAAACCCAGACAUUAAAACCUUAUUCACUGACCAUACAUGCAAUCCUCCAAAUGGGAGUCUUGCGCCAACACCUGUCAAUCUACCUGCUGCUGCAGUUGCAAAGCCUACUGCUUAUAUGUCAAUCGGAGCACAUGGGCCUUUUCAACCAACAGCGGCAGCCAAUGCUAAUGCUUUAGCUGGUUGGAUGACUAAUGCAACCGCUUCUUCAUCUGUUCAAGCAGCCGUCGUUACAGCUUCGUCCUUACCUGUUCAACCAAAUCAAGUUUCAAUGUUGAAGCGCCCAAUCACACCUCCAGCUACGCUUGGCAUGGUUGACUAUCAGAAUGCUGAUCAUGAGCAAUUGAUGAAACGAUUGCGGCCUGCACAAUCUGUUGAGGAGGUUUCAUAUCCUACAGUACGUCAACAAGUGUCUUGGUCCCUUGAUGACUUGCCGAGAACUGUAGCUUUCACGCUUCAUCAAGGAUCCACUGUCACAAGCCUGGACUUUCAUCCGUCGCAGCAUACCCUGCUCCUUGCUGGUUGUCAUAAUGGUGAAAUAACACUUUGGGAGGUUGGGAUGCGUGAAAAGUUGGUCUCAAAGCCAUUCAAGAUCUGGGAUAGGCAAAUGUGUACCACUAGUUUUCAGGCUUCUGCUGCCAAAGAUGCACCAUUUUCUGUAAGCCGUGUUACAUGGAGCCCAGAUGGAACAUUUUGUGGAGCUGCAUUUUCCAAGCAUUUAAUACAUCUGUAUGCCUAUGCUGGACCAAAUGAUUUACGCCAGCAUCUAGAGAUUGAUGCCCACACUGGAGGAGUCAAUGACAUUGCCUUUGCUCAUCCAAACAAGCAGCUGUGUGUUGUAACUUGUGGGGAUGACAAGUUAAUAAAGGUGUGGGAUCUUACUGGAAGAAAACUAUUCACCUUUGAAGGGCAUGAAGCACCAGUUUAUUCUAUAUGUCCUCAUCAGAAAGAGAAUAUUCAGUUUGUAUUCUCAACUGCUAUUGAUGGGAAAAUUAAAGCUUGGCUUUAUGACAAUAUGGGAUCAAGAGUUGAUUACGAUGCUCCUGGGCAUUGGUGUACCACCAUGCUAUAUAGUGCAGAUGGUAGCAGGUUGUUCUCUUGUGGAACAGGCAAAGAGGGGGAUUCAUUCCUAGUGGAGUGGAAUGAAAGUGAAGGGGCAAUAAAGAGGACAUAUAAUGGGUUUAGAAAGAAAUCAGUUGGUGUUGUGCAGUUUGAUACUACUCAGAAUCACUUUUUGGCUGUAGGUGAAGAUAGCCAAAUAAAGUUUUGGGAUAUGGAUAAUGUCAACAUGCUUACAAGUAUAGAUGCAGAGGGUGGUCUUCCAAAUCUUCCUCGCGUGAGAUUUAACAAGGAGGGGAAUCUCUUCGCUGUUACCUCAGCAGACAAUGGAGUAAAGAUACUAGCAAAUGCUGCUGGAAUGAGAUCCUUAAGGACAGUUGAAGCCCCUUCUUUUGAAGCAUUAAGAUCUCCCAUGGAAGCAGCGGCAAUGAAGGUUUCUGGGUCCUCUGUUGCAAAUGUUGCUCCUGUGAAUUGUAAAGUGGAAAGAAGCUCUCCUGUCAGGCCAUCUGCCAUCCAUAAUGGUGUUGAUUCCAUGGCUAGAAGCAUGGAAAAGACGAGAACAUUGGAUGAUGUUACAGAUAAAUCAAAGCCUUGGCAGUUGACUGAAAUUUUAGAUCCUGUUCAUUGCCGAAUGGUGAACAUGCCGGAUAGCACAGAUUCUGGUCACAAGGUUGCACGGUUACUAUAUACAAAUUCUGGUGUUGGCAUUUUGGCACUUGGAUCUAAUGGAAUCCAGAAGUUGUGGAAGUGGGCUCGCAAUGAGCAAAAUCUAGGUGGAAAGGCCACUGCCAAUGCCGUUCCUCAACUUUGGCAACCAACCAGUGGUCUUCUUAUGACCAAUGAUGUCUCAGGUGUCAACCUUGAGGAAGCAGUUCCGUGCAUUGCUCUUUCAAAGAAUGACUCUUAUGUAAUGUCCGCUGCUGGUGGAAAGGUUUCAUUGUUCAACAUGAUGACAUUUAAGGUGAUGACAACAUUUAUGCCACCUCCACCAGCUUCUACCUUCUUGGCGUUCCAUCCACAAGAUAACAACAUUAUAGCAAUUGGUAUGGAGGAUUCCACAAUCCACAUAUUUAACGUCAGGGUGGAUGAGGUGAAAUCAAAGCUGAAAGGUCACCAGAAGCGUAUUUCUGGUUUAGCAUUUUCCACCAACCUUAGCAUAUUGGUGUCAUCUGGUGCAGAUGCUCAACUGUACAUUUGGAGCAUCGACACAUGGGAGAAAAGAAAGUCAGUUCCUAUACAAUUGCCUCCUGGUAAAGCACCUAAUGGUGACACUCGAGUGCAGUUCCAUUCAGAUCAAGUUCGUCUGCUAGUUUCCCACGAGACUCAGCUAGCUAUAUAUGAUGCCUCGAAGAUGGAGCGUAUACGUCAGUGGGUCCCGCAAGAUCCCCUUUCUGCUCCUAUAUCAUGUGCAGUAUACUCCUGUAACAGUCAACUAGUUUAUGCUUCCUUUAGCGAUGGUAAUGUUGGAGUCUUUGAUGCUGAUACCCUCAGAUUAAGAUGCCGUGUUGCCCCAUCUGCAUAUUUAUCCCAGGCAGUAUUGAACGGAAGCCAAGUUAUCCACCCAGUCGUGGUUGCAGCACACCCACUGGACCCCAAUCAAUUUGCUGUUGGGUUGACGGAUGGGUCUGUUAAAGUAAUAGAACCCUCGGAAUCUGAAGGCAAGUGGGGAUCAAGCCCUCCGGCUGAUAAUGGGAUGCUAACUGGUAGGGCCUCUUCAUCGUCGACUGCUGGCAACCUUGCACCUGAUCAGAUCCAAAGAUGA
This is a messenger RNA of Fraxinus pennsylvanica, 3390 nucleotides long. NCBI's taxonomy places the organism in Eukaryota, Viridiplantae, Streptophyta, Magnoliopsida, Lamiales, Oleaceae. The record is from the annotation of a GenBank genome assembly.